Molecule: messenger RNA, 1101 nt
Organism: Nakaseomyces glabratus
Lineage: Eukaryota; Fungi; Ascomycota; Saccharomycetes; Saccharomycetales; Saccharomycetaceae
Gene: SUT2
Product: Sut2p
Biological process (GO): regulation of DNA-templated transcription
Molecular function (GO): DNA-binding transcription factor activity, RNA polymerase II-specific; zinc ion binding
Source: RefSeq, a predicted model, not a curated record
AUGGCUACAAGUAUAACUGUUUUGAAUAGAGAUACAUCUCUCCCACCACUGCUACUACCCAAUCUAUCAUCGUCAAGGGCUUCCUUUGGUGAUUCGUUGAGUAGUGUACCAAGCUCUCGCAGUAAUAGCAGCUCCACUACAUUGAGCCGCAUAGAUUCCACUUCCUCUGCUGCAUCAUCGGUAUCCUCUACUGAUUUAUUUUUAAGUAGUCAGCAUGUUAACCUAGAACUGAAGAAGGCUAGAACAGAUGACCAUUACUAUUAUAAUCCUGCUUUUGCUGCUGCGACAUUGAGUCCCGUAUCAUCUUUGCCAAAGCCUACACAAAUGCUAGACGUUCCAACUUUAAGCACUUUGCCAUCAUUCACAAGCACGUACACCACACAUUCCCCAACCACACCUGGUGAGGUUAUUGGGUCCGCUAACAUCGGUGCCACAUUGAGCAAAUUCGAAAGUAGGGCCUUCAAGGUAUCGAAGUCUAAGAAAGCUAUACUAAACCUUGCCUCUCCAAAACAGAAACUACCCUCCCCAAAACUUGGUGUGAUCCAAAAACCGAUUUCUGUACCGCCAAAGAAAUCUUCCCCUUUUGUGUCUGCAUUCAAUACUAUGGCAAGUAAUAUCAAGUCUACAUCAGAUCUAGUGGCCAACAAUGCAGGUAAGAGGCAAAGAAUUGGCCCUAGUUGUGACAAAUGCCGCUCCAAGAAAAUUAAAUGUGACGCUAAGAUAGACAUUCUUUGCCAAGACGAAGCUGUCCUUCACAUGUUUGGUCAAAGCCUACACCAUGAGCUAACCAAGCAUGAGAUCGAAACCCAGCUAGGCCAAGAAGUGUACAGUCAAAGCAGCACAUUUGCUUACAUUUCUAAAGAUUUAAUGUCAAAGAUUGAAAGCAGGGAACCAGAUGCUAAGAUUAUCAAGCAUCUGGAUAAGAUAAUCUACUUCCAACCUUGUACUUCUUGUUCUAGAAAGAAAAAUACUGCAGUAUGUGCUUUCUCUAAAGGUUUUACUAGAGCCGACAUUAACAUCUUCUCUAAGAUUGGUUCGCGUGUUGCUCAAAAGCCAAUUUACGAAAUGACUUACAAGGAAUACAAGAAGGCAGGAUUCUAA